GGGUUCCGGGACUAACACUCCGAUUCUGCCGGAACCGUCCGAAUUUUUAAAUUUCGAUUCCAAGUUUCGAUGCAACAUUUGCAGGUGGCUGCAUGAGUGAUAUGAUUAAACACCUCCGUCUUCAUGAAAUACAAGUGCUGCGUUUGACACGCAGCGCCAGUCCUCUAACCAGUCAGAACCAGGUAAGUAAAACAAUUAUGUCGUCUUCUGCUGCAACCCGAAUGUAGCUAUAUAAGCAGCUACGUAUUUUACGUAGCGCAUUGCCGACUCCGUAAAAAUCAACAGUAUUAAAAGCAUCUUUUGUUUUAGAAUCAGUUUUACAAAUAAGGAAAUCUUCAAUUUGCCUCAUCUACAUCAAAUUGUAAUCAAUAGAAUUUAUACUAAUGCUUUGUCGUAGCUCCCAGCUAAGGUACAUGUAUGUAAAGUGCAUAGGGGCUCACAGCUACCUUACUCCUACGUAAUAUUUGCAACUUUUUCUUGUAGCAAUAGUAAGACUAAUCUCGUAGUCCUUUUUCAAAAAUUUAUCAAUUGGUCCCUAAUACUCCGUCGUAUCAACAUGCAUCGUUUUUUUUUUUUUCCCCCCACGUACUUCACUACAGUGAUACGUGACAUUUAUCUACUCUGCUGUGAGCACUACCCACCAGCUGUUAUGCGUUCAAGCUUCAUCUACACCCAGUGAACGUUUGUUCUCCACUGCAGGAGACACUAUCUGUCCAGAACCCGCACGCUUAAGACUGAAAUUGGCUUCUUUCCCACACGGAACAUCUGCUGGAUCCUCGGAUGCAGACAAUGAACGUUCACGGCAUACGACAGACAAUGUUUCCAGGCAAAAGUUCCCUCUGCUCUGUGGGAAUGAUCGGAACUACAGUCUAAUUGGGGACCUUCUCUGCUUCAUCUUCCUGCGUUUUAUGGUACAUAUCAUCCAAUUGACCUCAAGGUUACCUACUACGUUAUGGUACAACAUGAGGUUUGCUUCAUUUUGGACUGUAAAAACCAUUUUUUAAAAAGAAAAAACAUUUAAUAUCAACGAUAUAGGUGGUACACUGUAAAAUGGACUUUCCAGGUCACUUCCAGCACAUUUUCCAGCAGCUGAACCUCCAGCGGCUUCAUGCUCAAAUGUGUGAUUGUGUGGUGGAAGUAGGAGGGCGCAAAUUCCACGCACACCGCUCCAUCUUGGCAGCAUGUAGCUCCCAUUUUAAGGCUCUUCUCAGCUCCAAUGACGGCGCCGAUAAUGCUGGCGGGAAAAAAGGAGGAAAAGUCGGAGGGUCUGGUGUGAUGGUGCUCGACCCUGAGGUGGUGACCCCAGAGGCCUUCUCCACUUUGCUAGACAUGAUCUACACAUCCACUUUGUCACUCGGGACCUCAAACGUGAUGGAUGUGCUGCUGGCUGCUUCGCACCUCCACCUCAAUUCUGUGGUCAAGGCCUGCAAGCUCCACUUGUCCAGAAUAAACUUCCCCACCACAGCGCCUGAAGGCUGGAGGUCAGUGAAGAAGCAGGGGCCUCUAUUCUCUCAAUCCCAGGCCUCAUUAGAGGAGCUACCUGAUGAGAAUGGCGAAGAGGUGAGCCAAUCGGGAGAAGAUUCCCCUGAGCGCAAGAGAAAGUCACAUGACGGCAGGAUGAAUGAACGGAAAAGGACCUGCAGAGUGUCUGGAGGUAAAGAUAAUUGUUCAACUGUGACCAGAAGCACAAUGAACAUUGAGGAGGCAGGAGAAGUUCUUUCUCAAGAUCACCUAAAGGCGACUGUAAGCAUCUGGAAGGACCAGUUGGAUGAAGUGGAGGAGAAAUACGCCACAACCAUGACAGAGUCUGAGGAGAUCCAGUUGCCUAGCCAGUCGGAUAGUAGCGCAGGCACAGAAACUUUUGUCAAAGAUGAAGAUGGGCCUACAGUGGAAGCAGUGACAAUAAAAAAAGAAAGUACGACAGCCUCCUCUACUAAUCCUUCGCCAUCAUCUUCCCCAAAGGACGCCUCUGAACUAAACGAUGAAAAAAUAAGCAGUUUAGAUGGCAAAGUCCGUUGUUUACAAUCCCAGUUGUGCUCUCAGGUUCCCGAAAAGGAGUAUGGAGAUAUAUGCGAGGAUGAAGGUAGUGACAACAUUUCUUGCUUCCUAAAUCCUGCUCAUGAGAGUGAGGCAAGAGCUGUGCAGGAAGAAGUGAAUCUAGAAAGUCUCACAGCAACCGCCACUGCAGCGGCAGCUGCCAGUCACGCAGCUACAGUUGAUACAGGCCUGUUGUGUAUGGACACAAACAGUUCUUCAGUUCAAGCAUCAGAUUCAACUCUUGUUUUCCCAGUAACUUCACUCCCUUUGCGACAGCUGCUUCCCACUCAGGCUCCUGCUUUAGGUGACACUCUCAUCCUCCAGCCCGCACACAACUCCCUUUCUAUAAUCCGCGGUCAGCAGCCCACAUGGUCCUUGAAGCAACACGCGGGAUCAAACGGAACCACUUUCCGUCGUAUUGCCCCCAAAACGGCAUCGGUAUCCGAAGUAGAUCCCCCAAUGCAAACCGAUCGAGUGCCUUUGACCAAAGCUUCUAAGGACGUGUUAUCAAAGUGCAAGAAAGCUGCAGCUGCAGUUAACGUGCUUCUGGUAGAGGGUGACAAGAAGUACGCCUGCAAAAUCUGUUCCAAGACAUUUGCUAACUUGACAGACUGUCAAAAGCAUAUCCGCGUGCACACGGGAGAAAAGCCCUACACUUGCCUCAACUGUGGCAAACGCUUCAGUCAGUCAUCCCAUUUGUACAAGCACGCAAAGAACUCCAUCUGCUUGACCUGAAAGAGGGUUUCCAAACAUUCUGGAUUGACACCACACCAGUUUUUUGAGACUUAAUACAUUAAUUUUGAAUGAAAUGCCAGUUGGAAGUUUCCUGAAAAUAUGGUGUUUUAAACACUGUGACAAUGAAAAGUGGCCCUACGAAUAAAAUUGCAGUUGGUACAUGAAGCUUUAUUAAAUGUCACUUUUAAUGUCAGUAAAAUGUAUUGUUGGCAGCUAAAAAUUAAAAUUAAGAGUUCAUUCAAUGUCAACCAGUGUGCAUACUUGGAAAUGAUUUCAUUUAGAAAAUGUCAAAUCGUAAUUGAUGUUUAAAUUAGGAAUGUCCUCGAUCCAAUCACAUGAUGAGAAAUUGGGCACAAUCACCACAUGUCCAUAGGAUCAGAAUCAGGUAAAAAAAAAAAAAUACAGGGUUAAUUAUUA
Messenger RNA from Corythoichthys intestinalis (scribbled pipefish), 3189 nucleotides. Its product is annotated as zinc finger and BTB domain-containing protein 5-like. Gene Ontology annotation, cellular component: nucleus. Gene Ontology annotation, molecular function: protein binding; DNA-binding transcription factor activity, RNA polymerase II-specific. Gene Ontology annotation, biological process: regulation of transcription by RNA polymerase II. The coding region runs from base 1051 to 2772 and encodes 573 amino acids. The transcript is spliced from 3 exons. Lineage: Eukaryota; Metazoa; Chordata; Actinopteri; Syngnathiformes; Syngnathidae. The record is from RefSeq and is a predicted model, not a curated record.